Symsagittifera roscoffensis is the source of this 3974-nucleotide messenger RNA. RefSeq names its product ephrin type-A receptor 1-like. The record is from RefSeq and is a predicted model, not a curated record. The transcript is spliced from 14 exons. Bases 531 to 3770 code for a protein of 1079 amino acids. Gene Ontology annotation, cellular component: plasma membrane; dendrite. Lineage: Eukaryota; Metazoa; Xenacoelomorpha; Acoela; Convolutidae. Gene Ontology annotation, biological process: ephrin receptor signaling pathway; axon guidance; protein phosphorylation. Gene Ontology annotation, molecular function: protein binding; transmembrane-ephrin receptor activity; ATP binding.
GUCAAUUUGAAAGAAAUUCAAUUUUUAAAGAUAGUUUCCAUAAUCGAACUUGAAAAAAAAUAAUUGAGUUUCAGCAAUUGUUCCUUAUUCUAGAAAAGCAUUUUACUAAACUAACGAAGCAAAUUGUAACCCUUUUGUGAGAUUACCGAAGUCAGAUAUUUUUUGCGCAGCAAAAAAAAACGAAUUGGAGCAGCUGAUUAGCUUUCAUCGAAAAACCCCGCGCUUCUUUGUUUCCGCGUUUACCUGUUUGUUAAGAAGUAGUUAAAUGCUAAAACUUCAAAUAAUUUAAUAGCCGCCCUUCGUUCAUUAGAAUCAAUAGUUUGUUUGCAAUUUCAUUCAAUCAAGUAGAAACUGUCUUUUAUGGGCAUUUUGACACAUUUUACCGCCUUUAAACUCCCCUAUUAGAAGAGGUACUGCAGUUAGCUGAAGAAAUUGAAAAAACUUCAGCUGAUCAAGAGAUCGCUCGUCAAAUUUAUUAACCUUUAUUUAAUGUUGCUUGUCGAGCACUGCUUCUGAAGAUCAGACUUUUUAUGGCUCUAGUCAAAGUUACAUCGAAGAUUUGUGUUGUCUUGGCGUUUUUGGCGAUUGCGGUCUAUCGGGCAACAGGUGAAAAAGCACCUCUUUACUCCUCAUUUAAAAGUGCCAGGGACCCUUGGAUUGCAUUGUCCGAAACUGGAAAAACCAAACACGGCUGGGUCCACCAAGAGAAGCUGAAACAGUACCAUGUGUGUGACUCUGACGUAAAAGGCGCCGACAACCGCCUUGUGAGUCCAUUCAUACCCAUAAACAAUGCCAAGUGGCUCGAAAUAGACAUCAAAUUCAGAAUAACCCCGUGCGACGAUCUCCCUUCCGGUAAAUGCCAGAGCGAGAGCCUUCAAAUGGGAUAUGUUGGAGCCAACUCUCAAAUAGUGCGCCCGCGGGUACCCAAAUUCGAUUAUGAACCAAUCGAAAGUAGCAUGCUUUUUCCUGAUUCGAGUUCCGAAGGCAACUUCCAGCAAGCCCAAUUGCUGAUCGACAAGCUGGACGACCAGCACCCAAAAGAAGGCAUUUUUCUCGUCAUACACGACACUGGCUCUUGUUCGACUGUUUACGACGUAGUCGUGACUUAUUACUUUUGUCCCGAUACGACGAUAUCCCUUGCAGACUACAAACGCAUUGCAGCUCCUGUGUCUAUUUAUCAGGUUGCAGAUGGCGAGUGCGUAGCUAAUGCAGAGUCGUCUUCUCCUCCGAAGGCAAAGUGUAGUUCUGGCGAUGGAUCGUGGACGUCAUUGCGAGAUACCUGUCGUUGCUCGGCGGGGUACGAACUAGUGGAUGGGCAAUGCAGAGCAUGUCCGGCUGAUUUCUACAAGAAUGAAGUGAGUAACGACCAGUGUCGCAAAUGUCCCCCCGGCAGUACUACCAAAUACCUCACUUCCAGAAGCAGGGGCGUCUUCUAUGGGGGCUCUGUCUCGGAGGGGGCGCAGCAGUGCGAGUGUGAGGGGGGCAAACACCGAGUCAGCAGUCUCAAUCCAGACUCGCCAUGCAUAGGAAUACCUUCUCCGCCCAGAAAUGUGAAGCCAGUUUUGCAUGGCUUAACAGCCAAACUGAAUUGGGAAGUUCCGGCCAAAGACGGAGGAGCUGGCCAGUACCCCAGGAAUGUCUGGUACACCAUCAAGUGCACAUCGUGUAUGCCGAAAGACCCUCUCACUUACAAUCCCCACCAGCUCAACAUACCCGGCACUGCAGUAACUAUUGGGGGUUUGAGGCCAGACACUGCGUACACGUUCAAAGUGUUCUCCGAGAAUGAUGUCACAGGAAAAAUGAGUCAAGACAGGAAGAGUUCAACCGAGGUCACUUUCAAAACUGAACCGGCCGCCUUCGUGCAGAACCUUAAAGUGGAGCAGAGUUCUAGUACCUGGGGAGGAGGGGGUCACUCGAUUAGAGUAGUGUGGAACCCCCCUGCAGUACACUUGAAUACUCCCCCUAAGUACUGUGUGAGAGUAUUCGCUGACAACAACAACGUCCGCUUCGACAAAGUCAACUCGACCAAAUACACUCCAAUUGGUUUACAACCAGGAAACUACGCGUUCGAUGUCAGUGUUUAUGGCUGCGAAGGUCCCUUCAGCCAAAAAGUCACAGCUCUAGUCUCAGAAGACAGAAUGCUGGCACAGGAGCGUGCGCAGAGAAUAACUAUGGCCAUAGUGCUGGUAGUGUUAGUAGUGGUUCUACUAGCUGUGGUCGUGAGUGCGGCCAUGUGUUUCUACAGAAGAAAGCGACAUCUGCAUGGGUAUCAGUGGACGGAUGCCAGUUACUUGGUCGAGUACCCCUGUCACUCUGUCGUGCCACCGGGUGGUGCAGGACUCCACGGGGACCACGCAGAUCUGGUGAAGUUGCAAGCGGCUGCUCUGAUGCAGCAAAUGGGCUUCGUGGAGCCGAGACAACUACCGGUCGAACAGUUGAACGAGUGUGUCGGCAGAGACAUCCCCCAAGAGUGCAUCAGUUGGCAAGAGUCCGAAGUUGAGACGAAUUCGCAGUGGUCAGCGUGUGUAAAUGGCGUGUUGGAGACGGCGGACGGCAAGAGGGGCGUGGCCCUGAAGUUCCUCACAGAAGCCGCUCAUCAGAGGGAUUUUUUGAUUGAGGCGGCCACCAUGAGUCAGCUAACUCAUCCCAAUGUACUCAUGCUUUAUGGAGUAUCCAUAAGUGAUUUGCAGCAGCCAAUUUUGGUCACUGAAAUAGCCGAAAUGGGACCUCUUAACUUCGUUUUGCAAUCCCACCCCGCCAAAUUUUCUACGACUCAAAUCGUGCACAUGUUGCGAGGCGUCGCGUGCGGCCUACAGUACCUCUCGGAACUCGGCUACGUGCACAAGGUCAUUGCGGGCUCAAACGUCCUCGUGACCAAAUCACAGGUGUGCAAGAUUGCUGGAUUCGAAACAAGAGUUAAAAUGGAGGAGCAAAUGCAAAUUAGCAACGGGGAAAGUGAAAUUUUGGAGUCGCUAGCUCCGUGGUGUGCGAUUGAAGUGCUCCGCGCGAGACACUUUUCAUCGGCUGGCGAUGUGUGGAGUUUCGCCAGUUUGAUGCUAGAAUGUUUCUCUGGAGGUCAACAUCCAAUGAGCGGAGCAAGUUCUUCAGAGGUCAUCAAGAUGAUAGAGCAAGGUCAGCGUCUCUCUUCUCCCAAUGACCUUUGCACUCCCGCAAUACACGAGUUGAUGAGUGCGUGUUGGGCUAAAGAACCGAAACAGCGACCCCCUUUCAGUGCCAUCAGACAACACCUGGAAGAGCUGAUGACCAGUUCCAGACACCUCGCUUCAACCACUGUGCUGGGUGGGGGAGGGGGAGGUCCCUUAGGGGGAGUUGGCGUCAAUGCAUUUAUGAAUGGGGGCAGUGCAACUUUAUUUCAUCCUGCGCAGAAUAAUAACUAUUUCUCAUUUGGCAGAUCCCAAAACGACCUCCUCGGAACAUACUGUAGGUUCCAACCUGGAAAACCCGGACAUCAAGCUAGUCCUUCAAACCCGACAGUCCAAGAGAUGCUGGCAGAACUGAAACUAGAAGAAAAAUAUCUGACACUUUUUGAAAACAACAACUUCCGAUAUGUGGACGAACUCACGAAGGACAUUUCGAAAGAAUUUCUCAAAAUUCUCGGAAUUUCUUCGAAAAAAGACCGACAUAAAAUUUUGAACCAUAUUCAAAACCACAAACGAUCUUCAUCAGCUUUUAACUCAAUGUCGAUCCCAAAUUCGCCUUUAAACUACAACAACGGAACGACCACUCCCAUGAACUUGUACUCCUUUUGAGUUAAAAAAAAUUAAAAACUUUGAAAAUAAAACUUAAAAAAUAUCUUUAUUUGCCGUUUAUUUUCGAUUGGGGCUGUUUUAUGUAAUACCCGGACGAUUUAUAUUACGCAAUUAAAACUUAGCUCGUUUUUACUAUCUAUACUUCAAGGUUUUUUGCUUCUAUAUAUCUGCUCAUUAUCUUCAAUUAUAUUUUUCCACUUCAAU